Molecule: messenger RNA, 10787 nt
Organism: Porites lobata
Lineage: Eukaryota; Metazoa; Cnidaria; Anthozoa; Scleractinia; Poritidae
Source: the annotation of a GenBank genome assembly
CUGCUUUCGUUUUCGGUUUAUGUGAUUCAUGAUGGAGUCUUACUCAGGUAAGUAGGGGUCUCGUUUAGAGCUAUUUUCAACUUCAAAACAGGAAAACAACUACUCGAUCAGGUCUCUUGAAUUUCAUGAGUUCUGAUCAGUUCUGGCGGUGAUCUUAUAAAAGACCCAACAUCUAAAUAGGAUCGAACGCCGGCGCGGAAGAAUAUGCUUAGUCAUCAUCUCUAGCUUGGCUUUCCUCCAGGGGCACCCAACGAGAAUAUAGUUCAAAACCACUUAAACAUAUCACUGUUAAACGUAUUUUAGUAUUUAAACGGUGGAUAUAGGCAUAUUUUUGUCCCCUAAAAAUUUUUCAUCUGUUCGGAUUUCCUAGCUGAAAGCCUAGUGAUCCGAAAAUUAUAGGGAUCAAAACUUACCUUUUCGAAAAUUUCAGCCAGAAAAAAGGCUCCCGAAAAUUCUAGGUGACCUUUUUAGGGUAAAAAUCCGUUAAAAAUAGGCAAUUAUACCAUUUUUUUGAUGUUCGAAAAUCAUAGGAGAGGCAGGCAAGCAAGAAAUUUUACAACAAAUGUUCCGAAAAUUCUAGAUCUAAAAUCGUCUUCCGAACAGAUAUUCUUCCGAAAAUUGUCGUUGGGUGCCCGUUUCCUCAUCUUUCCCUGGGAGAGUACAUAGCCGGCCUUCACUUUCGCUCUUCGCUAGUGAGUACGUUUUGCUGGAGAUCUAGAGACGCCUCUCUCACAACACAACAGCGGAGAGGUAGGAGAAGCAGCCGUAUACGCAAGGUUUUGUAACUUCGUAAUCCUUUAUUUGGUUUUAAAAACAGAAGUACAUACACUGAAAAUUAGUAGCAGUAUUUUCAGUUCGAAAUGCAAAGUAGAGUGACAUGGGUAGUCACUCAAUCCGACGAGACGGAAAAAAGAGUGCCCAGGCGUCUUGUAUUAACCUGGUUCAAACGUAGCCUGCGUUGCAACUACACUGCGAACAGAGUCUCUUUUGAUCUUCCUAGGUAAGUCGGGAAGGGGACGGAACACUUCCUCUUUCCCGACUUAGCUAGGAAAGACCGAAGCGACUCUGGUAGCAGGGUACGUUGCAACCGGCCCCACACAACACCUAACCAUAGUCGCUCUAUACGUACAGAAGGUUUUAGACCCUGUUUAGAGUGUCUGCCGAUUCAGGCUAGUUCAAAAGUCGAAUUUACAAGUUCCGAGUUAGCCUGCAUGCAGACCUCUCCCAUUUCCUUAAAAAACAAACAAACAAGAAAAUGGAUGUAAUUUUCACCAAUAUGAUCUCGCGAGUCACCUAAUCUCCAUGCAGUCUUUCAUCGAUCUAACCAGAAAAUCCGAAAAUUGUUGGUUUUCUACGCUUAUAAAAUUGUUUAGGUCUUUUUAUUGGGCUGCUUGUGGCAGAGCGAGUUUCAGUGGCAACUCCGACCCCCGAAGAGGGUUCUCCCCGGGGAGGGGGGUACUUUAGGAAUUUUUGGGUGGCGGUGUGCCGAUUGGACCCUGGAACCCUUAGCCUAUACCAGAGCUAGUUGAACUGAAAUUUGCUAACCUUUUCUAGACUAAACUCCCUAAAUCCCCCCUAUCCUAGAGUAGCUUUUAGGUCGAGUUGCGUAAAUUGAAAUUUGCCGAUUUGAUUUGAUAUAUUUUGGGUGGCAAUUCCGAGUUUCCCUAGUCUAGACUAAAAUCUUCAACCAAUUGAUCAGUUUCCUGGAAAGUGAUACCCUAUUCUAGACUUAAACGCUCUGAUUUAUACACCCUAUCCCGGAGUAGAAAGCUUGAAAACCAUCCCCUUCACAGCGGCACAUACCUAUAUAGCCCAUAUAUGGCAGUACCCCUCCGGGGUUCUCCCUUAUAUAAGCCAUAUAGGUAUGUGCUGCCCCAAAGGCCAGACGUAACUAAUCGAUGACAUCAGUGACAUCAGUGAAAUCAAUGAGUAUUCAAUAAGUACACGUAAUCGAUGGGUAAUCAGUUGAUUAGUCAUUGAUCAUAUCCGAUAUUCAAUGAAUAAUCGAUAGGCCACAAAAUUUUCAGUCAUCGAUUAGUCAUUGAUUAGUUAUAUAUCGAAUAAUCUCGCUGGUAUGCAAACCAUACCAAAGCGAAAACUAGCAGGACGAACAACAUUAGGGCAAGAACAGUAAUUGUUUUAGCUACUGUAGCUAUGGGUCAAUACCGCUGCUUAUGAGGGAAGUCUUCCUAAGCCGAAGCAGCAGUUCUUUGCUGAGAAACAAUCACCGUCAGGAGCCCAUGUCACCGUAUGGGAUUUCUAACCACCUAGAUUAUUCCUUUGCCAAAGAAAGGGAACGUUACCGAUUCACAAUGCGAAGUUAGGUUAUUACUGUUGACCUCUUUUGUAUAGACUGCAAAAGAGUCGGUUUUUUUGUCAAAAUCAGUAAAGAAAUCGGCUGAGUGUGGCGUAAGAGUGUUACGCGCGCGAAAGCGCGCGAGCCUCACACGCCCAUAGGGCGUGGUGAGGCGUCAGAAAAAAAAAAAACGUCUCUCCCCAGUCUCGCUCUCUGUUUUCAGCCUCGUUCCAGACCUUUUGUUUGACUUCCACGCAUACUUGAAUACGCAAAAAUAAAUUAAAUACUUGAAUCAAAGUGGGAUAAAUUUGUGGACAGUACCACUCGUUAAUAUUUUCCCUAGAUCAAAUUUACUCAUUUACUUGUUCUAUAUAAUGGAUGAAUCGAAACAACCACCUUAGACGCGGAAAUCUUUUACCCGGUAGGCACUCUGCGGUGGCAGGAGCCCUCCUGGGGGUGGCUGUUUCUCAACAAAGACACAGAUUCUAAUAGCCAAAAAGUAAGACAGAUAACUCGACCUUCUGAAAAUUUCAUUUUUGAUAUUUCAAUGCUGUCUAAUAAAUCAUUUUGCUUUGUCGUUCUGUUUUGGUCAUGGCCUAUAUACACUGGUUUUCUACACGCAAAUUCAAUUUCUAUUUAGCUAUUAUUAUCGUCAAGAACCAUUAACGUAAAUUUUUGUCACCGCAAAUAAGUUAAGAAAAAAAGUUGCUAGAUAUUGUAUGAGAUGUUUAAUCAAUGACUUAUCGAUGGAUAAUCACUAGAUAAUUGAUGAGUAAUCGAACGCAUCAAUUACUCAUCAAUGUCAUCGAUGAGUAAUCGAUAGGCCACAAAAUUUUUGGCCAUCGAUUAGUCAUCGAUUACCCAUUAUAGCGCAUAAUCAAUGACUAAUUAAUUGACUACCUAAUGAGUACUCAUCGAUUACUCAUUGAUGUCAUUCAUCAUCGAUUUGGCAAAGGUUAGGGUUUUUUGCGCCGCUUUGGUCUGAAAACGGCUAUAGAUUUUGCCCAUUUUGCUCUGGAAUCGGGUAUGGUUUACGAAGGAACUACGGUUGUGUAUCAAUGUGUUCGUCGUUUCAAUUCCAAAUGAAUAAGAAAGAAAGUGCAUUAUGCGAAUUCGAAAUGAAUUUUAAGAAAUCCUUUUGUAAUGUUGCGGUUUUAAUCUCAGCAGUGAUGACAUAAUUUCUGUUUUAUGUAAACAUGUAAUGUGAAGUAUAUAUGAAGUAAUUCAUUUUUUUGUAAUGUUGAGUUUUGUGACCACCUCCCGGUCUGAAAACAGGUAUGAAUUUUAGGAGGCCAGGUAAGAAAACGGGUGUGGAAAAUGACAUUCGUUGGUCUGAAAUUUGGUCAGGAUUUGGAGGACCUUCGCCACACCCCCAUCAAGAAUUCCCAGGAGUACCCCCCUGGCUCCGACCCCCCCCCCCCAAAAAAAAGACGAAAUGUCGGACGCAUAACCCAGAAUGAGUUGCGUGUUGUGAGUUGCGAUCAGGCAGCGGUGGGGACGAACAUAUGACUUUUGAGGGGAGGGGGUGGUGUAUUCUAAACUCCACCUGUAUUUUGCGUGCGUACUUCGGUCUGAUGUUAUCGUUAUAGAGAGGAGAAGUGUGACGUCAUGUUGCCAUGGUAGCACUAUUUCUGGAUGAUAACAAAACCAACGACGACCGCGAGGGCAAGGAGAACGGCAAAAAAUAUUAAAUAAUGUGUGUAUAUUAAAACAAACAACAACUUAACAUUUUUCCAUGUGCGUUACGCUAUUUUGUACAUUUCUUUGCCGUCGUUGCACCACUACGACAUGAAACUUCCUAAUUUCACGAGUCCGCUUUAUGGAGUAGGUGAACAGAACACAAAAAUUUUCUUAACUUAUAUAACGAUAGAUACAGCCCCAAAGAAAAUUUCGCCAAGAUUUGCCAAAUUAAAAGAAAUUGAAUAACAUCGGUGAACUUUGAGAUAGUGCGAAUAGACUUUUAAGUGACUUUUUCGGUUUGUUGUCAUCCAAAAUUUUUGCUACCAUGGCAACGUGACGUAACGACUUCUCCUUUCUAUUAGGUCUUAUAAUAGUGUAGCACAGACUCAACUAGCUCGGAGAUGUUUGUCACGGUAAACAGGUUGUUUUGAAAAAAAUAAUUGUCCCCAGAGAGUCCAGAACAGAAUGUAUCUCUGGAAGCUGCCAUGCUAUGCAGCGAUAUUUUCACAAGAAAGGCUUUGCACUUAGUCUCGUUUUGAAAGUGAGAGGUUUUGCUUUGGGGAUCAUCCCAUGUAUACUUUUACUACUUUAAACUGAAUUUGAGAGUCAAUUCGGAUUGAACUUGAUUGUGUUCUCAAGAGCUAAAACCUCCCUGUAAAAGUUGUGACUUAUUAAUAAAGUGAACUCGCAAUCCAAAGAUAAGAUUGAAAUACAGAGUUAUAUUUACAGUUUUUUAAGGGUUGAGUAAAUUUUAUGUGAACUGACGGGCUAUCAAAAACACCUUAAGACUCGGAAGACCUCUACUGGAUUGUGAAACUGAAUUAGGAUCUUCCACAAUGAAACGCAGCCUCCAUUGCCUCGUUGCAAGAUUAAGUUAUAUAAAAACCGUCGUAGAUAAAGCAUUCAAAGUGUUAUUACAAUAAUCUUUCUUUUAAAAUUUCAACUGAAAAUUAAUGUUCUUUUGUUCACGCAAGUGUAAACAACAUUGAGUGAUUAGUCAUAAAUAUUAAAUGAAUUCUGAUUCUGAUUGGGCCUUUUGGAGCUAAACUAGGUUAUUUGCUGAAAACCCAGAACAAACUCAGCAGCACACAAUCCAGAUAGACCGCACCGUCGGGUCUACUUAACAUCCUAAUUUUUUGAAACUUUCACAGUGCGGGCGCCCCAAUACAUGUAUCGUGACAGAGCACCAAGGAUGAUCAGUUUCUGAUAUGCGUUCGGUGUCCAAGCUGGUUUUCAAAAUAGCUGGAUCUCGAGGUCUUCCCAUUCCAAAAAAAGAAAGAAAGUAAGAAACAAAAGAAACGAGCCCAGUAUUCAGCCACACUGAUCGACCCAUCUUAGCGGUCAAUAAAGGAUUUUUACUUAGCCAAAAGCAGGAAAUCCCGAGAUUGCAAGCUAGCCUCAUCUUGCCUGCUCGUGUAGUCAAUCAAUUUUACCCUAAUAACACUAUAUAAGUUAUAUAGCCCAUAUAAUGCUGAUUUCACAUUCAAAAAUGUCCGCGGGUUGGAUUUAGGGCUUUCUUUUCUCAUUGCAGGGACAUGGAAAAAGCUAAAAUAUGCUUACCUUGAUAGAUUGUUAAGUUCCCGUCUUCGUUUACCUGUUCCUCAGAAAAUUAGGGAUUAAAAGGAAUGUUUAGUACAUCAGAUAUCACUCAAUUGGAAGCCUUGCAACUGUUCCUGCUGUUUUUAGGUUCCACUAUUUCUUCCUCACAAAAUAUGUGAAAUUUUCCGCCAUUUUCUUCAGCAGGUCUAACAAAACAGCUGAGCUAACGUACCCUCGUCCCGAACGCUCGGCUCCAUCCUUUUUUCUGGCGAUAUCCUGUACUACUGUCGUCAUUAACUGGAUAUCGCAAACUUUUCCAAAUUUGGUUAACGUUAGCUGGUUAUGAAGAAACAGUUUGGGGAUUUGAGCCAAUCAGAAACGGAGAAAUAUUUUGAAUGAACAUUAAAAGCAAUUUUUCGACGAAGCUGAGUGUGAUAUGAAGAAUAACUCUUUGUAUACAUGCACACAAGCUGAAUCCAAUAACUGUUUUAUCACUCAAUCCCGUCUUUACAAAUUCAGGAUAUAACGGGUUGUUAAGUCUAACAGUAUUCUUCAAAAAGUAGUUGACAUCCGUUGAGUAGUUUUUUAGGUUUUCUUGCUUAUUUUUAGGUAGUAGAUUGUUGACUAUUUCUUCCCGAUUUCUCGAUCUCUGCCUAAACAACUGAGCUAACGCCCCUUCUGCUGUCCCUUUUUCUAAACAAUUACGCGUAAAAGUGCUCAUCUUUGAGGAUGUCGGCAAACAUCGGGGAAGUAACUUCAAAAUUCGGUCAACGGUAGCUGAUUGUAAAGAAUUAGCCGGAGGAGUUAAAGCCAAAAAGAAACAGAGAAAUUUAUCGAACAAAAAAAUAUUAUCAUGUUUGCUUAUCAUGAUCGGGGUCUUCUUCACAUUGGGUUUCGUUAUAUCGACGUUGGAUUGCAUUUAGUUUGUUGAUCUGCCACGGUUUAGAGAGUAGAUUCAAUAUAUUUACACCUAUUUUUUUUUUCUUGACUUGCAGAAGACGUUACUAUUACGAGCAGCAAAAUGGAUGUUAAGCAACCUGUACAUUACAUCGUGAUCAUUAUCGGUAUAACUGUUGUAAUGUUUCUUUUCAACACCAGUCGUGCUUUAAAAGCCAUCGAAUUUGCUAAGAAAUGUGCUAUUUUUCUGAAAAACGCCUCGUUAAGGAAAGGUUUGCAAAUAAUUAAGCUCGUUCAGCUCUUCUUUAUGAGAAUUAAAUGGAUUUACAUAGAAAGAUGUUACCGCGUCCUAAUUUGGUAUAACACGAAUGUAAAAGAAUAUGCAGAUGUUCUUCCUAAACUUCCGCACGCGAUCCAGAGACUUGUGCAGCGUAUUCAAGAUGGUGAAGGGACUGUAGCCAUGAUCCUGGGAUGUUUUUAUGGGCAGCAAGGUAAAUAUUUAAAGGCGAAGGACCUUUAUCAGAGAGCACACUUCAUCAAACAAAAAACGGGCAACAGACCGGACGAAGUCACGUGUUGUGGCAAUCUCGGAGUACUUUUUAAUAAUCUUGGCCAAUAUCAGAACAGCAAAAAGUACAUGGAAAAGGCAAUAGAACUAAUACAUGAAACUGACAACAAAAAGGAAAUAGCUUCAUGCUAUAGACGCCUAGGUUGCUUAUUUAGGUUUCUCCAAGAGUACGGCAAGGCUAUACAAUAUAUCACCAAGGCACUUUUUAUCAAUAAAGAAAUAGGAGACAGAGAAGAAGAAGCAGUGGAUUAUAGCUGGCUAGGAAUUGUGUUUUCCCAUCUCGGUGAACAUGCUGCCGGUAUAAAGUAUCUACAAACAGCAAUUGCAAUCCGUGAUGAAAUAAGUAACAGAGCUGGAGAGGCUGAAUGGUGUUUACAUCUGGGAAAUUGUUUUACUCAGCUUGGUUCGUAUACCACAUGCAUUCAAUACCUGAAGAAAUCGCUUUCCAUUGCAAAAGAAACUGGCUCAUCCGGACAAGGUUUAGAAUGCAAGUGUUAUGAAGCUCUUGGAAUUGCUUAUCUCUAUCUUGGUGAAUAUACCAAAGCUAAGGAGAAUGUUGAUAAAGUAAUUAAAAUAUUGAAAGAAAACGGAAGAGACGAAUUAAGUUUUCGGUGCCACGUGAUUCUUGCAUAUGCUUUAGUUUUUGAAGGAAAUACAGAAGAGGCUAUUACACAUCUCUUCUCGAGCAUUCAAAGGUGUGAGGAUUUACGCAUUUUUAAUUGGGACAAUGACCACCUUAAGGUGCUACUCUCAGACUUUUACUUUCCUUACUAUCAGAUGCUCAGUGUAUUGUUAUGUGACAGAGGAGAUCCUAUGAAAGGACUGUAUUUUUUAGAGCUUGGACGGGCGAGAGCUUUGACAGAAUUAAUGUCCGCUCAUUAUUUUGCUGAGAAGCAAAUAACCCUGGAGCGACGAUUUUACAACACUAUUGAAAAGAUCAUUACGGAAGGAGGCGGUGACUAUAAUUGUCUCUACAUUUCGUACUAUAAGUUGAACAUAUUUUUAUGGAUUUUGAGUCCAAGAAAACUAGAGGUGAGGUUGCGGAGAAUAGAUGCCAAAGAAACUUUGACUGCUGCAGGAUUCGCGGUGCAAGACUUAGAUGGCCUUUUUGGAAAAGAGCCCUUUAGAGAGUGGCAUUUUUAUCCUAAAGAAAAUUGCGAGGAUCGAUCACUUUUCCCUCUGAUCUCCAACCCCUUAUCAUUUCAUAUUGAAGAUGAAGACAACGCUGAAGCUUCCCGCUCACCGCUUUCUCAAAACGACAAAAAACAUCAAGAACCUACACCAAGUUUUGAGCUGUUGUACAAAAUUUUCAUCGCUCCAGUCGUUGAUGACCUCCUCGGCAAACCCGAAAUUCUCAUCUUUCCUGAUCGUUCCUUGAACAAAAUUCCUUUCGCAGCGUUAAAAGAUGAAAAAGGGAGGUAUCUUUCAGAGGCUUUCAGGAUCCGCCAUAGUCCAUCUUUGACAAGUCACACGCUCAUUCAGGAGAGACCAGUCAAUGGGUGUAGUGAUACGAGUGUAUUGAUAGUGGGUGACCCCGAUGUUGUCUAUGUGAGGCCAAGGUUAUAUCAGCUGCCUUUUGCAAGAAGGGAGGCGGAAAUGAUAGCUGGUUUGUUGCGUGUUCAACCUUUGUUAGGGUGUCAAGCAACAAAGCAGGCGGUACUUGAAGAGAUGCGUUCAGCGGGGUUGAUACAUUUUGCUGCACAUGGUGACGCUGAAAGAGGAGAAAUUGCCCUUGCUCCAGAACGGCCUGUCAACAGGAUUUUACAUGAAGACGAUUUCGUGUUAAAAAUGUCAGACAUCUCCGAGGUUCAACUUUCCGCGAAAUUGGUUGUCCUAAGUUGUUGUCACAGCGCAUAUGGACACAUUAGAGCUGAGGGAGUUGAAGGAAUAGCUCGAGCGUUCCUAGGAUCCGGUGCACGUUCAGUUUUGGUGGCACAGUGGGCCUUAGACGACAAAGCAACAGAGAAGUUUAUGGGACGUUUCUACAAGCACCUUGUGUGCGGUAAAAGUGCAAGUGAAUCUCUUCACCAGGCCAUGAAGUGGAUGCGAGAGAACGGCUUCCCAGAAGUGAGGCAGUGGGCGCCUUUUAAGCUGAUUGGAGACAACGUGACGUUUGAUUUCAGAAAGUAAAGGUUAGUUUUUUGACGCAGAAAUAUGAAAAACAUAUUCGUGCGCAUAGUUUGUCAGUUGAGAUUCUUUGUUUCACCACCUUCAACAACAGCACGGUUCCCACGGUUUCCCUUCAGAAAAUUUGGAGAGGUGGCCCCUCUCAAUUUCCAGAGAGAAAAAUUGCGAACAAGCUUGCUUCAACAAGCAAUCCGGCUCUACUUGUUUGAAUGAAGUAUUCUUUCACGUUAAGUCACACGAACAAUGGUUACUCGUCAGUAUUUCCUAGUUUCUAAAAUCCUGUCAAUGCGACCACUCAAUGGCCAAAAACAUGACGAGAUUUUCAGAUAUGAAAAUUUCUGAGAUUUUUUCAGUUUGCCUUCGCAUCAAGGAAAUGUGAUGGCCAAACGGGGUGGUCUUGAGGCGUGGUUUCACAGUCAGGUUACAGGCUUAGAUUAAAUGUAAGGCUUCUCUCUUUCAUAAUGCCAUCUUUACAGGUAGCCAUUUUGACUCCUGAAGGAGGAUCAAGAGGUUAUCCCUAUAUUAAUAUCUCUCCUAACAAAUAACCCACCCAGCCCAGGAAUCACAAGAAUCAGAUUAAGUAAAAGUGCAGUGAGCCUGGACUAACGGUUUUUCGUCCUUAUCCAAGAAUACUAGAAACAUGUAGAAAGUCUAACCGUUUGUAGAUGUCAUUACAAGGCAGCACUUUCUGAGUAUUGUGUCGGUCCGGCCUGGCUUUGAACCCGCGACCUCGCGCUCAGCAGACCGGCGCUCUCCCAGCUGAGCUUAUUAGGCGGCGACUCUGUAAAGUCCUGACAGUAAAAGACACACCCAAGAAAAGAACUGGAACCCCGCUCUACGGAAACUCGCUUACUGUUCGAUAACACGUGUAUAACGAACAGUUUCGUUUGUCCCGACGAAAAAACAGCUAUAGUUAUUUUCUCUUAAGUUAACCCGCUUAAUACGGACACUAUAGCAUGUCCCGUCGGUGUCCGUAUUAACGGGGUUCUACUGUUUAAAGGCAGAGCGUUUAGUCAAUCUUACAAAAUAUAUCCCGCCUGUACUAUACGUAUGCAAACAUCAGCAUUUCGCGACAAGAGGGCUAUUGUGAUUUGGGCAGCCUUAUUUGGUCAUGUAUGAAGCAGAAAAGUAGGUUUUCUGAGAACCUUCAUUGCUCCAUUUCUUGUUCUAAGUAAUGGCAACGGAUUCAACUAAACUAGAAAUUUGGCACACUCUAAGGUAAAGGUGUAUUAGUAGUACACUUUCAAGGCAAUGAUUUACUUAGAAAUCUCCGGGACCUGGAAAUAUGCUUGGGAUGCUUUGACUAGUACGAUGUUUACAAUAUAAGUGAAAGGGUGAGUUCUGCAAGUAAUGACUAAGUUUGUGUAGCUAAUAAAUGCCUUGUUAAGUAGGUUUGACAGGAGGAUUACUUGUUUUACUCGGAGGUCCAAGGGUCAAUAAAAUGAAUGGUGUACGGCCUUAUUGUUACUGAAAAAAUGUUAGUUAGUCAGAUGUGCUUCAUAAAUCAGAUAAAUAUAAACGAUUUAACAGGCCAUUUUUUGUUUUUUUAUUCCUCGUAGGAGUAACUCGAUUGAAGUUAGACGAAGGAAAAAUGGACUCGGCUCCAGGCAAAUUGUAAAUACACUACUCCCGUGGACGCUCAAACGUCUGUGUUUUGUGGAAUUGUUGAAGUUUGUUUGA